AUGUCCAGGUUGAAACACAUCCUCGUGACUAUUAUUAUUACUCUUCUUGUAUUACUGUAUUUCGUGAAUAAAUCUCCAACACCAGAAGUAAAAUCUGAUAAUGACUUCGCUGGCAGUGAAUCUUUUGAUUCAGUACAAAAUAACGAGGACCAAGGUUUUACACAAGAUGAGACAGGAGUUGUGAAUGAUCCAAAAGGACGAUUAAAACUAAAACUAUCAGUUACUCAUGUCUUUAUCACUUCUGCAUACUUCUAUCCAAAAUCUAAAUCGUUAGGAACCAAUGCUGUUGCCUUAAACAUGGUGGUGGACACAAUUAACUUCAAUGUCGAAAAUGCCACGUACAGUGUUGUAGGAUCCAAUGGAACACAGGAAUUAACAACACUUGCUUCAUCGAAAAUAGAAGGCCAUCCAAGCUGUCGCUAUGCUGCUGCCAUGGCCAGUACUAACACUGUAGCUAACCUUCAAAAAUUGGAAAUGGAAUCUAAUGGAACAAAAGUGGAGAUCCCGUUCAAAAUGGCACGCACCACUGCUCCAAAACCUGUUGUCAUUUGCAUUUCACCUCAAUUCGCCGCCGAACAAUGGCAGAUGUUUGUGAUGCAUGUACACGUGGCAAAUCGAUUUGGAGGUCAUCUUCAUAUGUAUGUCACUUCAAUGAUUGAAUCAUAUUUCGAACUAAUGAAAGAGUAUGAAAAACAAGGAUAUCUCACAUUGGAUUACUGGCUUAGAAUGAAGUUCAGUCAUACAGAAACUCCAUAUUUCGAGCCAAAUGGAAAUAUCGAAUGGAGAAAUCAAGCAGGAGCAGAAAUCGAUUGUCUUCUACAGUAUAAGGAAGCUGCAGAAUACAUUGCAUUUUUCGAUAUGGACGAUAUUCUGUUCCCUGCAAAUUAUCCAACGUAUUUGGAAGAAUUCAACGCUGAAUGGGCUUUGAUGCCAAAUGCUACAUCUCUAUUUUACGGUCGAAGAGAACAUGAGUUCAUUAAGGCUCAGACGUUGGCUGAAUUCAGUUUCACUGAGCUUGUCGAUAACCUUCGAUCCUCUCCAACUGUGAAACGUGGAAAAGUAGUUGUUAGAGGAGAGACCUACAAUCACACAUGGAUUCAUUACAGUUGGCAUGAAAAUCCAGCAACCAGACACAACGUAUCUUUCCCACAUCUUGUUCAUGUCCAACGGCCACUUCAGAAGAACGGAGGAAACGAUAUUACUCAUGUGUGGAAAAUGGAAUUCGGACCACUGAAUGAAACAAUCAAACCAGAAGACGUGAAGGCGAUUGAAGAAGACGUAUGGAGAAUCAGAAAUAUUUCGAGAGUUGCUGAAAUCGCAAAAUAUCUUCCAAGUCAAGAUUUUUAUCUCCCAAUUGUAUUCAAGUGUUACUAUGAUUCAUUUUACGGAUGGGUGUUUGAUAAGCAGAAAAAAAAAGGACCUGAACAAUGUCCGAAUGCAGAUCUCUGUGAAUUACCUCAAAGAGACGAUUAUCGAUGUAUUCAUUCAGAUGCUGAAUAUUAUUCUGGUCCGCUUAUGGAACCAUUCACUUAUCAUUUUUCGAGUGAUCCAUUCUGGUCUAAAGAUAUCGGGUGUUAUCAGUAA
Molecule: messenger RNA, 1584 nt
Organism: Caenorhabditis briggsae
Lineage: Eukaryota; Metazoa; Nematoda; Chromadorea; Rhabditida; Rhabditidae
Exons: 7
Coding region: 1-1584 (527 amino acids)
Source: RefSeq, a predicted model, not a curated record